AUGAUCUCUUCUCAUAUUAGCAAGCUGAUGAGAGCCGCCAUAGUCUCGCUGUUGAUCGGGCUCCCUGACUGGGCUGAACGAACCAACCCCGACCAAUGGGACCGAGUUGAGUUCAUGGAUCUCGUCUCCCAAGAGGUUCGGGCCCCUCUUGAAGAGAUCUCCGUGCCCCCCGAACAGUGCCCUCACGAUACUUUCACCGUGCCUAUUCAUGUCGAGCGACUUCCCGAGGAUCGCGCCAAGCUGGGCAACCUUGCGAGCUUGCCGAAUGAUGUCUUGGCUGGAAUUGUCCUGCCCCUGAUGGACUACGUUUCUGUUUCUCGAUUCUGCCAGACGUGCUCGUUUGCUUACCGUCUCGUGGCUGGGAACAACGACUAUCGGGCCCUGGUGACUCAGGUGCCGAAAAUCUUUCCCGUGCUGCGUGCCUUGCGUCUUCAUUUACGGGUAUCCCUCAAAGAUCUUUCACUUGAACUUCAUCAGAGCAAGUGUCGGGGGUGUGGCGAAAAUGGAACUCAUUUAUUUUUGCCUACCGUUGAGCGGGUCUGCUCGAACUGCCUCCGUUACAACCAAGGGUUUUGGUCGAUUUAUCUUCAGGAAGCUCAGCGGUGUUUCAACCUCGAGAACCACGAUCUCGCUCGGCUUCCUCGGUUCCGGGACCUCUUCAAUUUAUUUGAUCUCCAUGCCGUGCCAUAUUUCGCACUUGAACCAGCCCAACACCGAGUCUUCGUAGCAGUGAGAUCCGCCCUGCGGCAGGCACUCAAGGUCCACGGCUCAGUCAAGGCGAUCGAUGUCAUUGCUGAAGCGCAAUCGUUGGACUCCACGAACCCGUCAUCGACUUUGCAGCGGGUUGAAACCCACUUGUACGCUCAUCUGCGCCAUGCCACGCUUGGCACGCUCCCGCAUGAUCCAACCCAACCGCCCCCAACUGAGCCGCCCAAGGAUGUUAGGUAUAACACCAUAGUUGCUGAGAUCACCGACAGGGUCUACCAUAACGCCGCCAAUGUCAGCUUUCCUUUUGUUCCCCGCGGCCAGUCAAAGGCCGUUCAGCUAUACACCUGUAAAGGCUGUGCGGGGAUUGUGGAUCGCUUCAAGGUGAUGCCGGAUCACCGAGAGUAUAUGCGGAUCCCGAGCUGGUGCGGCGAGGCGGAGGUUCGGCGAGCAAUGGUGGGCGCAACCUUGAUCACCUACACCGAAGCGGAGCUGGUUGAGCAUGCACGCUCCUGUCUAGGUGCGGGGCUACGGAUGUACCGCUACCAGGUGCUAGAGAACCACCCGGGUGGCCUGGGCUCCGAAUUCUGA
This is a messenger RNA of Penicillium maclennaniae, 1296 nucleotides long. Its product is annotated as F-box domain cyclin-like protein. The transcript has a single exon. NCBI's taxonomy places the organism in Eukaryota, Fungi, Ascomycota, Eurotiomycetes, Eurotiales, Aspergillaceae. The record is from RefSeq and is a predicted model, not a curated record. Bases 1 to 1296 code for a protein of 431 amino acids.